AUGGGUACAUCUCUAUGGCUCCAGCCUCCUAGGAACUCGCCAAUUUGGCAGCAGCUUGCCACUACAAUCCAGGGCCUGAAGCCCAUCUUUUCAGACUCGGAAAACUUCGAGCCUCACAUUACACUUACUUCCAACAUUUCCGUCAACACCCAAGGCCAGGUCGACUUUGUGUUAGAUCGAGCAGUUGCCGCAGCCAAAUGCGUGCCCCAGGGCUUCCAGAUUCACCUGUCGUCCGUCAAGUACGGAUCGCGGUUCUUCAAGAAGGUCUAUCUCCAGGUCGAGCCCACUCCAGAGCUCCUUUCACUCGCCCGAAUAUGCCGCGAGGACUUUGUGUACAUGCCCGAGGCCAUGUCACAGGCACGCAACUACCAGGCCAUGUCUGCGGAGGAAAGACAAAAAAUUGACACCCAAGUGGGCCAGCGGGCUGCCGAGUGGACCAGAAACGAGUACGACCCUCAUGUGUCUCUGGUGUACUCUGAUCUGUACCCCGUUGAAGACGCAGACCGGCGAACCAUUGAGACGAGACUGGAGGACACUUUCGGAUCCGGAUACGACGAGAGCGGUCUUGGAUGGAAAAAUGGACGUUUCGCUCUGGUGCGGUGCGAAGGACCUGUGGACGAGUGGGAAGUGCUUGGUGUUCGGGACUUUUAA
This is a messenger RNA of Yarrowia lipolytica CLIB122, 651 nucleotides long. RefSeq lists its product as uncharacterized. Gene Ontology annotation, biological process: cyclic nucleotide metabolic process. The record is from RefSeq and is a predicted model, not a curated record. Gene Ontology annotation, molecular function: 2',3'-cyclic-nucleotide 3'-phosphodiesterase activity. Lineage: Eukaryota; Fungi; Ascomycota; Dipodascomycetes; Dipodascales.